AUCAAAUUCAUAAUUCACUGAAUGGGGGUACAAAAUGUAUACAUUUGGUGAUACAGAGGAUGCACCUGUCUUGUUUGGUCGGAUGUGGUCCAAAAAUAGGUCUGUGUUCGCUUAUGAUGUCAUCACUGUGCGACGAUCGCACACACUGCAGAUUUGUAGCAAGUGAAUGUAGCAGUGUUGAACUGAAAGUUAGCCCAAAGAGUUCUGAGUUAUGACUGCGCUUCAGCGGGCACUCAAAACCCAUUUCGGCUUCGAGAAGUUCCGCUCAAAGCAGCAAGAAGAUGUUGUCAAAGCCGUUAUCAGAGGUGAUAGAGACGUGUUCGUCUGCAUGCCGACGGGCGCGGGGAAGUCUCUGUGUUACCAGCUUCCCGCGGUCAUGUCAGAGGGCAUCACACUGGUCAUCUCCCCUCUGAUCGCCCUCAUCCAGGAUCAGGUUGAGCACCUGCGGGCGCUGAAUAUCCCAGCAUGCUCCAUCAACUCCAAGCUGGCCGUCGGGCGUCGGUAUCCUGUCCCGGACCUGGAGUCUGGCGUCGUUAAAACACGCCUGCUCUACAUCGCCGAGAUGGUGUCCUCGCCCGCCUUCCAGCCCUGUCUGAGCGCGCUCAGUACACGCGGCCUGGUGGCCCGGCUGGCCGUCGACGAAGCUCACUGCGUCUCUCAGUGGGGACAUGACUUCCGUCCGGACUACCUGCGCCUGGGGGAGGUGCGUGAGCGCCUGCUGCCCACCGUUCCGUGCCUGGCGCUGACCGCUACUGCCCCCCAGCGGGUAUGCGGGGAGGACGCCAGCCCCUUCCGCUGCGCCCUGAACGACCCCAAGCAGUUCUCCACGCCCGUGUUCCGCGCCAACCUCCACUACGAUGUCAUCUUCCGCGAGAUCCUCCCCGACCCCUACGCACACCUCGCCAAGUUCGCCCAGGACGCACUCAAGGUGGAGGAGGGAGCCCAGGGUUGUGGGAUUGUGUACUGCAGAACCAGAGAUGGCUGUGAAGAAGUGGCCCAUAAACUCACCAAACUUGGAGUCCAGGCCAAACCCUACCAUGCAGGGCUGAAGUCAGCUGACCGGCUCCAGGCUCAGACUGACUGGACGGAGGGAAAGGUUCCUGUUAUCGUGGCAACCAUCAGCUUUGGGAUGGGCGUGGACAAAGCAAAUGUCAGGUUCGUGGCCCACUGGAACCUGGCAAAGUCCCUGGCGAGCUACUACCAGGAGUCUGGUCGCGCGGGCCGAGACGGCCUCCCCUCCUGCUGCCGUACAUACUACUCACACAGGGACCAGGAGCAGAUGGCCUUCCUCAUCAGCAAGGAGGUGGCCCGCAAACAGGCGAAGAGAGGUGCAGAGAAGGAGCAGGAUAAAGCAGCACUCAAGGACUUUACAGCCAUGGUGUCCUACUGUGCACAGGAAGAGUGUCGGCAUGCCACCAUCUCCAAGUUCUUCGGCGACGCUGCGCCGGCCUGUGCGGGAUCAUGUGACUUCUGCCGGAACCCCAAGCUGGUGCGCGCUCAGAUCGCCCGCGCAGCCGUCCAGCGGAGCGGUCACACCGGUCCCGCCCACUCAGCACCACGCGGCCCCUUCGGCUACGACAAGGACCUCUACGCAGGAGGGAGGAAGGGCUACGGCUUCGAGAGGUUCGAUGAGGAGGAGGAGUGGGGAGGUGGUGAGGGUGAUGACUCUGACAGACGGAAGAAAGAGUUCCAGGACGUCUUCAAGAAACAGAUGGGCCUACGCAAGGGCUUUGGUUCCGAUGUCCCAAGAGAGCACUUUGUCCCCCCAGAUGAGGAUUGUCCACUUAGGGAGGCUAGCAGCCAGAAAAUCCCCAAGCUCACUGUUAAGGCAAGAGAGCACUGUCUAUCCCUGCUGCAAGAGUCCCUGAGCCUCCAGAAAGGGGAAUCAGAAAGUUCUGAUAUAGUGGCCUUGGCUGUGGACAUUGAGCACGAGGUCUUCAGGUCCUGCAAGACGUCCAACCUGUACAAGGCGGCGGUGCUAAAGAGGGUGGGCGAGCUGAAGAAAGGGGCCAGUGGGGCAGCAGCACCCCCGGUGGCAGGGAGUGGAAGUGCAAGCAGCUGUACAGUUAAAACUGAACCAAACGAGGCCAGCGAUGAAGCUGCCUCCUCUUCCUCUUCCUCGGCGGCGACAGAGGAGCAGUACGACCUCACACCGGCGUCACAGAUCUACUCUCUGAAGAGGAAGCGUGUAGGGGCGGGUCUCAGGGGGUCGUCCAACCCCUUCCAGACAGCCAGUGAGGUUCUCAAAGCCCAAAGUGACUCCGCCCACACAAACCACUCCUACAAGCCACAGGUCUCAGCCAAUCAGAGAGAAGACGAGGAUGAGGUUUGGCGGCCUGAGAGGAAAAGUGUGAAGGCGGAGCCUAAAGAGGUCACCACCUUGAUCAGCGCAAAGGCCAGCGCCGUGGUAGCCAAUCAGAGCAGUCCGAGCAAGAGGGGGCGGGGCUUAACCAGGAAGCAGCAUAAACUGGCUGAGGCCGCCAAAGACACGCGCAGCAUCUCCGAUUUCUUCAAAAGGAAGGACACACACGCGCACACACACACUGACUCACAGUCAGACACACUCUCGAACACACACACCACCUCUACCAUCAGUUCAUGGACUGGCUCUCACUCUCAAACAAACAACGACGCACACACAGCCACACACACAAGCUCACCGGCAGAACCAGACACGUGUGAACACACUCGGACACACAGCGACACACACACACUCACAGUCAAGGUGAAGGAGGAGGAAGACACACUCACACACACAGUCAAGGUGAAGGACGAGGAAGACACACUCACACACACUGUCAAGGAGGAGGAAGACACACUCACACACACUGUCCAGGUGAAGGACGAGGAAGACACACUCACACACACUGUCAAGGUGAAGCAGGAGAAAGACACACUCACACACACUGGGGGCAGUGAGGGGGACAGCUGUAACGGUGUCCAGACUGGUCUCCCAGACACGGUCGUCACGGAGAGGGAUGCCCUGGGGAUGGUCUCCAUGGAGACGAGUCCAGCGACAGGGGAGGAGUCUGGAGGUGGAUCUGUUGCCGUGGGAUGUAAUGGGGAGGUCGAAGUAAAGCAGGAAGCAGAGUCUCCAGAGGCCCUGGUGCCCGUCUCCAAACGGCCUCGUCCUUCUAGUGAUGCCCGCCGCCGCGUGACCUUUAACCCCAGAGUGCAGGAGCAGUGCUUCGAGACAGGAAGUGAUGCGGGCGAGCGCGCCCCAGCAUGCCCGGCCUCGCUGAAGGAGGCGGCCGACGUGGUGGUCAAGCAGCUGGACCCCCACUACAAGCAGGGACGCUUCGCCACCAAGGAGCUCUUCAAGGCCUUCGCACGACACCUCUCACACCUGCUCACAGAGACCAGACAGCUCUCCAGGGUCAAAGUGAAGUGUGAGGCGAAGCGUCUGAUUAAGCGUUUCUUCAGUGAGGUGCGACGCUGUGAGCGAGAGAGCGACUGGGAAUUCCUCAGAGUGGAGAUGCCCAUCAACCAAUCAGAGGAUAGAUGACCACACACACACACACACACAUUACAUAGGAAUACAGACACACACACACAGCAUAAUUACACACACACACAUAAUAAUUACGCACACAUUACAUAGGAAUACAGACACACACACACAAACACACAUACUCACACUUAUGCCCACACACACACAAGGAAAAACUAUGUCCCCUCAGGUAGUGAACGCAACUACUGGAGUUGCUGAAACACAUGUGAACUGGAGCAAGCCACACACACACACACACACACACACACACACACACACACACACAC
This is a messenger RNA of Alosa alosa (allis shad), 3777 nucleotides long. It is a transcript of the gene recql5, whose product is annotated as RecQ helicase-like 5. The record is from RefSeq and is a predicted model, not a curated record. Gene Ontology annotation, cellular component: chromosome; cytoplasm. Gene Ontology annotation, molecular function: 3'-5' DNA helicase activity; ATP binding; nucleic acid binding. Gene Ontology annotation, biological process: double-strand break repair via homologous recombination. NCBI's taxonomy places the organism in Eukaryota, Metazoa, Chordata, Actinopteri, Clupeiformes, Clupeidae.